AUGAGCGACCGACCAGAACCCCUCAGGCUCGGCUCCAAGGCCCCCAAUUUCAAGGCCGAGACGACCCAAGGACCCAUCGACUUCCACGAGUUCAUCGGCGACAACUGGGUUAUUCUUUUCUCUCACCCUGAGGAUUACACUCCUGUCUGCACAACUGAGCUCGGUGCUUUCGCCAAGUUGGAGCCUGAGUUCAGCCGUCGCGGUGCCAAGCUCAUUGGUCUCUCAGCCAACACAGUAGAAAGUCAUGGAGGCUGGAUCAAGGACAUUGACGAGAUCUCGGGAAGCAGCCUCAAGUUCCCCAUCAUCGGCGACAAGGACAGGCAGGUCGCCUUGGCAUACGACAUGAUCGAUCACCAAGAUGCCACCAACGUCGAUAGCAAGGGAAUCGCCUUUACAAUCCGCUCAGUCUUCAUCAUCGACCCCAAGAAGACCAUCCGCCUCAUCCUUUCUUACCCAGCAAGCACAGGCAGGAACACUGCGGAGGUCUUGCGUGUCUUGGACAGUUUGCAGACUGGUGACAAGCACAAAAUUACUACUCCUAUCAACUGGGUUCCAGGUGAUGACGUUAUCGUCCACCCCUCUGUUAAGACCGAGGACGCCAAGACCAUGUUCCCUGAUAUCAGAAUUGUUAAGCCUUACCUGCGCUUUACUCCUCUCCCGAAAGAGAAGACGACUGCGGCAUAG
This is a messenger RNA of Alternaria postmessia, 684 nucleotides long. RefSeq lists its product as uncharacterized. The record is from RefSeq and is a predicted model, not a curated record. The coding region runs from base 1 to 684 and encodes 227 amino acids. The transcript has 3 exons. Gene Ontology annotation, molecular function: peroxiredoxin activity. Gene Ontology annotation, biological process: cellular response to oxidative stress; cell redox homeostasis; cellular oxidant detoxification. Lineage: Eukaryota; Fungi; Ascomycota; Dothideomycetes; Pleosporales; Pleosporaceae. Gene Ontology annotation, cellular component: cytosol; mitochondrion.